Messenger RNA from Notodromas monacha, 1219 nucleotides. The record is from the annotation of a GenBank genome assembly. NCBI's taxonomy places the organism in Eukaryota, Metazoa, Arthropoda, Ostracoda, Podocopida, Cyprididae.
AUGACUUGGGGACUACUGUUGUAUGCGGGGUUCGUGGUUGUCGUGGUUAUUCUGCCUUGGGAGGGAGGUGGUUUCCCACCGUUGUACAAUUUCAUCAAUUUGGUUGUGUUUAAUUGCCUCGCUUUUCUUGCCGCCGCGUCCCACGCAAGAGCAAUGCUCACAGAUCCAGGAGCAGUUCCAAAAGGUAACGCCACCCGUGAAAUGAUGCAGAAAAUGGGUUUCGAGGAAGGCGAGGUCGUUUUCAAGUGUCCCAAGUGUUGCUCUAUCAAGCCGGAACGAGCUCAUCAUUGUUCCAUAUGUCAGAGAUGCAUUAAAAAGAUGGAUCAUCAUUGCCCGUGGGUGAAUAACUGUGUCGGUGAAAAGAACCAGAAAUAUUUCGUUCUGUUCACGUUUUACAUUGCUGUGAUAUCUGUCCAUGCCCUGUUCCUUUGUGUGAAUCAUUUUAUCUAUUGCGUGAACGAAGAGUGGCGCGGGGCGGUUUGCAGUAAAUACUCCCCUCCAGCAUCGGUGAUCUUCAUGCUGUUUUUGCUUAUUGAAGGCCUAUUGUUCGCGAUUUUCACUGCGAUUAUGUUUGGUUCGCAAAUCAGCGCAAUAUGGAAUGAUGAAACUGGAAUCGAAGCAUUAAAAAAAGAGUAUGGGAGUUGGACUCGUCAGGCGAAGUGGAAGAGUGUUCAGGCUGUAUUCGGUGAGAAGUUCGGGCUUUCUUGGUUCUCCCCCUUCUCAUCUGUUCAAGAAGUUUUCAGAAAAUCGCGGUACUACUCAGUUUGAUGGACGAUUGUUCAGGAAUGGUAGCUAUGCUUUUAGUUUUUUUUUCAAUCGGGCUUUGUAACCGAACUAACGCAAAAGCAUUUAGGUGUGCCACUCCAAUUCGUCGAAAGCAAUCUUGUAUCCCCGGUUGAAUAUCCGUUGGUUGACGAAAUUUGUGAUUUCUGACUUUGCUGUUAUCCUGCUCUGGAAAUUGUUGACCCUGACUCUGUGGUGUGAGGAUGUUAGUGUAGGGAACGUCCUGCAAAUUUUACCAGGAUAUCGUGUAUGUAACGAUCUCGAACCAUUGGGUUUGCGCACGAAAUUUUGUCCAGCGCACCUUUGAAAAGUCUAUAUGAUGCCUUGAAAAUCCAUCAGGGGAUCAAGAGGUGGAUUGUUUUUUUUUCUGCCAACGCAAUUUGGUGAUAUAUAUGUAUAUUUUGAGCACGAUUCGUAAUGAAUCUUUUGCCACAUG